GACAUCAUCUCACAGACACAUGUCUACAGAGAGGACACACAGGGAGAGGACAUCAGCUCAGAAAUACAUGUCCACAGAGAGGACAGGCAGGAAGAGGACAUAAUCUCACAGACACAUGUCCACAGAGAGGACAGGCAGGAAGAGGACAUCAUCUCACAGACACUUGUCUACAGAGAGGACACACAAGGAGAGGACAUCAGCUCACAGACACAUGUCCACAGAGAGGACACACAGGGAGAGGACAUCAGCUCACAAACACAUGUCUACAGAGAGGACACACAGGGAGAGGACAUCAGCUCAGAGAUACAUGUCCACAGAGAGGACACACAGGGAGAGGACAUCAGCUCAGAGAUACAUGUCCACAGAGAGGACAGGCAAGAAGAGGACAUCAUCUCACAGACACAUGUCUACAGAGAGGACACACAGGGAGAGGACAUCAGCUCAGAAAUACAUGUCCACAGAGAGGACAGGCAGGAAGAGGACAUAAUCUCACAGACACAUGUCCACAGAGAGGACAGGCAGGAAGAGGACAUCAUCUCACAGACACUUGUCUACAGAGAGGACACACAAGGAGAGGACAUCAGCUCACAGACACAUGUCCACAGAGAGGACACACAGGGAGAGGACAUCAGCUCACAAACACAUGUCUACAGAGAGGACACACAGGGAGAGGACAUCAUCUCACAGACACAUGUCCACAGAGAGGACACACAGGGAGAGGACAUUAGCUCAGAGACACAUAUUCACCUCGAGACUGAGGGAGACACCGAGCACUCUUUUGACACUGACAGUGAUGAAGACUGGAGUGCUCCAAUCGGCUCGUCAGCUGCAGAGAUGGAGACAGAUGCAGAUGGAGACAACUACAACCAAGUCCAGAUCAGAGCCAAAAGCACCACUGCACCAAACUCAAGUCUAUCCCCCAAAUACAAGUCUGCACCAGAGACCAGAGCCACUGUGGACAAUGGGGACGUGUCAGGAACAGCUGAAAGAACUGCAGGCAAGAAACACCAGUGCUCUGUUUGUAAAAAGAGAUUUGUCUUAAAAAUCAAUUUAAAAAGACACUUUCGAGUUCACAAAGGAGAGAAACCUUAUUGCUGUUCUCUCUGUGAGAAAGCAUUUAUUCAAAAGAGUCAUCUCACAAAACACAUGAGAAUACACACAGGAGACAAGCCUUACAGCUGUUCUGUCUGUGAGAAAGCAUUUGCCCUUAAAGCUUAUCUCACACAACAUGAGAAAACACACACAGGAGAGAAACCUUACAGCUGUUCUGUCUGUGAGAAAGCAUUUACUGAUAAGCGUAGUCUCACAAAACACAUGAGAAUACACACAGGAGACAGGCCUUACAGCUGUUCUGUCUGUGAGAAAGCAUUCACUCAAAAGAGUAAUCUCACAUACCACAUGAGAACCCACACAGGAGACAAACCUUACAGCUGUUCUGUCUGUGAGAAGGCAUUUACCCUUAAAGCUUAUCUUAAACAACACAAGGGAACACACACAGAUGAGAAACCUUACAGCUGUUCUGUCUGUGAGAAAACAUUUACUGAUAAGCGUAAUCUCACAAAACACACGAGAACACACACAGGUGACAAACCUUACAUCUGUUCUGUUUGUGAGAAAGCAUUUACUGAAAAAGGUACUCUCACAUACCAUAUGAGAACACACACAGGAGACAAGCCUUACAGCUGUUCUGUCUGUAAGAAAGCAUUUACUCAAAAUGGCCAUCUCACGCAACACAUGAGAACACACACAGGAGACAAACCUUACAGCUGUUCUCUCUGUGAAAAAGCAUUUUCUCAAAAGAAGCAUCUCACACAACACAUCAGAACACACACAGGAGAGAAACCUUACAGCUGUUCUGUUUGUAAUAAAAGAUUUACCCAGUGCACCGAUAUGAAAAGACAUAUGAGAAGUCACACAGGAGAGAAAUAGGUUGAACAGAUUGUGAUAGAAGGUUUUGGGCUGGGUUUAUGUGUUACAACAACAGCCAGUUUAAAAUGAAGAUGAAAUUCGGUGAUAGAAUGUACUGUUAAGACAAAAAAAAAGGGGUGUGCUUAAUAUUUGUGUAAUUACUCAGCCGAUUUUACUUUAAACUAAAACAACUUAGGCAAGAUUGUUAUGUUUGUGGAGCCAUGGUUGACCAACAGCUACAUUUCUAGUUUGAAAUGUAUGCAGUUUGUAUCCAUUAUGUUCUCUCUUUAUUUCUC
Molecule: messenger RNA, 2204 nt
Organism: Periophthalmus magnuspinnatus
Lineage: Eukaryota; Metazoa; Chordata; Actinopteri; Gobiiformes; Gobiidae
Product: zinc finger protein OZF-like
Exons: 1
Coding region: 835-1929 (364 amino acids)
Biological process (GO): regulation of transcription by RNA polymerase II
Molecular function (GO): RNA polymerase II cis-regulatory region sequence-specific DNA binding; DNA-binding transcription factor activity
Source: RefSeq, a predicted model, not a curated record